Vittaforma corneae ATCC 50505 is the source of this 1290-nucleotide messenger RNA. Its product is annotated as histidine-tRNA ligase. Gene Ontology annotation, biological process: mitochondrial translation. The transcript has a single exon. Gene Ontology annotation, cellular component: mitochondrion; cytoplasm. The record is from RefSeq and is a predicted model, not a curated record. Lineage: Eukaryota; Fungi; Microsporidia; Nosematidae. Bases 1 to 1290 code for a protein of 429 amino acids.
AUGGUAAGUUUAAGAACGCCAAAAGGAACAGUGGACUUAAAUCCCCAGCAAUCACUUACUCUUGAGGAAAUCGUUAGGAAAGUAAAGAGCAUCUUUGAAUCUCACAAUGGUGUUCCAAUUAACACACCUACUUUUGAGCUCAGAGAAAUUCUAAUGAACAAGUACGGAGAAGACGCUAAGCUAAUCUACAACUUGGAAGACCAAGGUGGGGAUAUAUGCUCAUUGAGGUAUGACCUGACUGUUCCAUUCUCCCGUUAUCUUUGCAUGAAUAGGAUUCAGAAGAUACGUAGAUACCAAAUUGCAAAUGUCUUUAGGAGAGACAAUCCAUCUUUCAAGACAGGAAGACUCAGAGAGUUUAUACAAGCUGAUUUUGACAUUUGUGGGUCAGCAUUACCAAUGGUAAAUGAUGCUGAAAUUUUAAGAAUGAUUUAUGACAUUUUGAUUGCUUUCAGCCUUCCGUACGCCUUUACAAUCAAGAUUAACGAUAAGAGAAUACUAACAGGCCUAUUAAAAGUAUGCAAGGUGCCAGAGGAUCUACAACAGACUGCAUGUUCAACAAUAGACAAAGUGGGAAAACUCACUACUGAAGAGAUUAACAAUGAGCUAAUAACCAAAGGGCUUAGUGAAAGAUCAGUGAGCGGAAUCAAUAGAUUGAUAUUGAAUAAUGAGAAUAAAACAGAUUUGGAAACCAUUCUAAAUCUUAAGGAAAUUAUUAAGACAUCCAAGCUUGCCGAUACUAUGUCUUCAUCUUUGAGUUUGAAAAACAGUAGCGAUGAGUCCAUUUUAGACUUAACGGAGUUUGAAAAGGGUGUGGAUGACGUUGAAAUGCUUUUAAAAUACUUGGAUAUUUACAAGGUUAAGAAUAUAAAACUUGACCUUAGUCUUGCAAGGGGCCUUGAUUAUUACACAGGGUUGAUUGUUGAGGCUGUCUACGAAGGUGUCGAUGUUGGAUCUGUUGUUGGUGGUGGAAGAUACGACAAUCUGUGUGCUUCUCUCUCCAGCAAUACACUUAAUGUGCCUUGUGUCGGGUUUUCGGUAGGUGUAAUGCGUAUAUUCGCACUUUACCCUCCCAUAACACCGGAGUGGGAUGUAUUUGUAGGCUCAGGCUAUGGUUUGAAUUUAGAAGAUAGGAUGGACAUCUUAAAUCGAAUAUGGGCACUUGGAUUGAGAGCAGAGACCUUUACAAGUAAAAGAGUAAACUACAUGGAGCAGGUAGAGUAUGCCAAGAAGAACAAUUUUAGUGUUGGGGUGUUCACUGGUGACAAUGAAAUAUCAAAAGGGAGUGUAUAG